This is a messenger RNA of Hipposideros armiger (great roundleaf bat), 1985 nucleotides long. It is a transcript of the gene CEP104, whose product is annotated as centrosomal protein 104. The record is from RefSeq and is a predicted model, not a curated record. Gene Ontology annotation, cellular component: cilium. The coding region runs from base 346 to 915 and encodes 189 amino acids. NCBI's taxonomy places the organism in Eukaryota, Metazoa, Chordata, Mammalia, Chiroptera, Hipposideridae. The transcript is spliced from 7 exons.
GGGUCUGGUUGUCAUGAGAGCGGCGGCCGCGGCCUGGGCGCUGAGCGUAGGCGGCCGGGGCUGCUCCUCGGCUGCCACCGGCACUGCGGCUCCGGUUUGCGGACCCUCCCAGGACAGCGGAGGCGGCGCCACCUGAGCUCCGCCGAAGGCGCGGCUCUGCCAAGGGUCGGCGGAAGGCCCUGAGGGUCGUGCGGCCGCCGAGGUCCGGGAGGCCUUCUGUCCCGCAUACCCGAGUCCCAGGGACGCGCCGACCGGAGCUUCCCAACAGAUACUCACACCUGACUCAGAUUGGCUUACUGGAGAGGAGCUUGACUGGCUGAGUAGCGGGAAGCCCCAGUACACAGAAUGCCCCACAAGAUCGGAUUCGUCGUCGUCAGCUCAUCUGGACACGAAGACGGCUUCAGCGCCCGGGAACUAAUGAUCCACGCACCUACCGUCAGCGGGUGGAGGUCCCCAAGAUUUUGCCAGUUUCCACAAGAAAUUGUCCUGCAGAUGGUGGAGAGGUGUCGCAUAAGAAAGCUGCAGCUGCUUGCCCACCAGUACAUGAUCUCCAGCAGGGUGGAGUUCUACAUCAGCGAGAGCCUGCCCGAGUACUUCGCGCCGUAUCAGGCAGAGCGUUUUCGAAGACUCGGCUAUGUCUCUCUCUGUGACAACGAGAUGACGGGCUGCAAAGCCCGGGAGCUUAAAUCGGUUUAUGUGGAUGCAGUAGGCCAGUUUCUUAAACUGAUUUUUCACGAAAACCACGUAAACAAAUACAACAUAUAUAAUCAGGUUGCUUUGGUUGCAAUAAACAUCAUUGGAGACCCUGCAGAUCUCAGCGAUGAAAGCAAUAUUGCGUCUAGAGAGAAGCUGAUUGAUCAUUACCUGGGGCCCAACACAGAGGACCCGGCUCUGGAAGGCACUUGUACUGGGUAAGAGUCCCGCCCAUAAGGCAAGAAACUUCUGGGCCUGUCCUGCGACUCGCCAAGUAUGAGUCCCCGCCACAGGAUGCCCAGUCCGAGGGCCUCCGAGCGCCGCUUAGAGUGAGGUCAGCCACUGACGAGAUCGUCGGAAAUACACUGAAAGAUUAAGGUCGCUAUUUUACUGAGCACGUCUUUAUUUCCUGUGCGAUCAGUUAUUACUAGAAGGUUCCUAAAAUGCAUUCGGGAAAAAGAUCCACCAGCCAUCCCUUGGUAUUUUAUUGGCACAGGCAGAUUCACAGGCAAAAAUGAAAGGUCUUAACUGACCCAAAUUGUCAGUUCCUGGAGGCUUCAUCUUAUGUCUGCUCGAAAACUCUGUUCUUUAAGGUAGUGAGAGGUACGUACGGCAGCAGUUUUACAGGCACAGUGUUUGCCGGUCCCUCUCCACCGCCCUCGCAUCACCAGCUUUAUGUUCCAUUGGCUUGGCUGCCUCUGGUCUCAGAGCAUCAGGACUCUCGGCAGGUCAGAGUCGGGGGAAGCUGAGGAGCCCCGUUUCCACGUUCCUUUUCGCCCCCUGCUCCCGGGGCACGUCUGUGGAAUGGAGAGCGCCUUCGGCACCCGGCACCUGCCCACUGCUAUUAAAGCGAGGACCCCCCCCCCCACAAAGGUGCCCGUAAACGAAACGAGCUCAAGACGAUGCCCAGCCCCUCCCCUGACAGCAGCUUCCCCAUAAAGGAAAGGUAAACACUCCGAUUUUCACAGAAGGGUGGAAUUCGCCCAUAACUUCUGGUGUAAUUCCACUUCCGCUUCACAUGGUCAGAGCUGUGACACAGAGUAAUUAAUACUCAGGCGGCUCUUCUGUUUGCACAAAAUAUGGAGCAGAUUUUCUCUGGUCGCUCAGGAGCCAUGGGCUCCCCUGAGUAUGUGCACCAGUGGACCGUGAGCCUGGCUCCCUGUAGAGGCCCCCGCCCUUCCCUGCAGGCCUGGUCUUCAUGGGAACCCCUGAGCCUGAAAGAGGCGGACCCAGGGCCAUCAUCAAAACUAAUGAUAGGGCCGGCCGAGUGGCUCAGUUGGUUAGGAGCUCGC